Molecule: messenger RNA, 1005 nt
Organism: Parastagonospora nodorum SN15
Lineage: Eukaryota; Fungi; Ascomycota; Dothideomycetes; Pleosporales; Phaeosphaeriaceae
Exons: 1
Coding region: 1-1005 (334 amino acids)
Molecular function (GO): hydrolase activity
Source: RefSeq, a predicted model, not a curated record
AUGGCUCACCUCAAGCAUCUUGGUACCCGGAUCCAAGAUCAGAUCUUCCCUACUGUUGCGCAUUAUGCGCCUCUUCUACGGGCCAAAGCAUCAACAAUCCGACUGACGCCUUGCUCCACAUUCUCUUAUGGUCCUACAGCACGUCAUCAACUGGACGUAUACACCCCAGCACAGGCCGGUCUCGUCAAUAACCGACGACCAGUCCUCGUAUUUUUCUAUGGUGGCGGCUUCGUCCAAGGACAUCGAACUCUACCCAUCCCGACACUUGAAGGACUCGUGCACGCCAACGUGGCUUCGUUCUUUGCUCGUCAUUUCGGCUACACGGUUGUGGUUCCAGACUACCGACUUUUGUCCCAUGGUGCCGCAUUCCCUUCAGGAGGCGAAGAUGUGGCAUUGACGGUGAAGUGGAUAAGCGAGAACAGAGAUAAAUUGGGAGGUGUCGAGAGUGAGACAAAGCAGGAUGUCGACCUGUUUGUAGUAGGCAACUCGGCUGGUGGCGUGCACGUCUCAACAUAUUUGUUUUGCAACCAGUUUAAGGAGAUGAGAGCGGAAGUGCUUGGCGAAGGGAGCACGGUACUCAGAGGAGUAGUAAUGCUUUCUGUACCAUUCUCAUACGAGGGUGUAGAGGAUGAGGCGAAUAGAGAGGUGCUGAAGAAGUACUUCGGAGAUGUGGAGCGCAAUUGUCCUUUAGCGCUCAUGAAGGAUGCGUUCGAAUCGCAGCAAGGCGAGCUCGACUUCGCCAAGAGCAAGACUGGGAUUCUGAUUCUCAACGCAGAGAUGGACCCUGAAAAUGAGUGCUUGCGUCCACGAGACAGAUUUGUCAAAGAAUGGUUGAGCCUUGGAGGUGCUGCGAGCAAGAACGCUCUCUUCACUGACACGAUGGCUGGGCAAAACCACAUAAGUCCGUUCUUAGCUUUGGGGACAGAGAUAGAGAGCGAGGAAGCGUGGGGCUACCAGGUCGCAAAAUUUUGCGAGGCAUCAAGAGGAUCGGACGUACGUGGCUAA